Micromonas pusilla CCMP1545 is the source of this 4320-nucleotide messenger RNA. RefSeq lists its product as uncharacterized. The transcript has a single exon. The record is from RefSeq and is a predicted model, not a curated record. Bases 1 to 4320 code for a protein of 1439 amino acids. Lineage: Eukaryota; Viridiplantae; Chlorophyta; Mamiellophyceae; Mamiellales; Mamiellaceae.
AUGGUCGCGACGAGCGCGCGACCGCCGCUGCGCGCGCUGCAGCGGCACAGCGUCGACGCCGGCGACGGAGGCGCGCGUCCGACGACGACGACGACGACGCGCGACGUCGGCGUCGACGACGACGACGAAAAUGUCCCCCCGCUCGUUGCGGCCAGUCCGAAGCAUCAUGCGACGCUCCUCUCCCUCGCGAAGCCGUCCACGGCGUCGUCGCUCGCGGAGCGCAUCCUCGCGGACGCGACGUGGAGCGCGCCGCUCGUCGUCGCGGCGGCGAAGACGAAGUCCAAGGCGAGACGCUCNGGGAAGCCCGCGCCGCGGCCGAUAGGACGCCGCGCCGCGGCCGCGCGGCUCUCGUUCCGCACGUCCUCGGAUCUCAGCAGCGGAGACGACGAGAAUGCGCGCGACGCCGACGCCGACGCCGACGAGACGACGACGACGACGACCCGCGGCCGGUCGCUGACGCGACACACCGCGGCGUCGCGCGCGUGGCGUCGCGACUCCGCCUCCCCGGUCGCGAGGGGGAGCGCGGGCGGGUGGUCCUCGGACGACGACCGCGUCGCGAUCGAGCGACGCCCGGCGUGGCGGCCGGCGGGAGGCAACAAUAACGACGACGACGCCGCCGGAUACGCCGCUCGCGCGCGCCGGUCCUUCCGGUCGCGCUCGCCCCGCGCCCACGGCGGCGGCGCGUCCGAGUCAGAAGACGACGGCUCGUGGGCCGCCGCGGCGAUGAACCCGACGACCACGCCCGGGUCCGUCGAGGCGUGGGCGGCGGCCGCAGCGGAGGCGAUGAUGCGCGACGGCGCCGACGCGGAUUCGCCGGCGUCCGAGGCUGUCAUCCACCGUGGCGGCGGCGGCGGCGGCGGCGGGGGUCCCAUCCCCAAGACGAUGGCGAGGAGGGCGCUGAUGUCGAACGCCGCUAGGAGCGCGUCCGCGUCGCCGCGCGGCGGCGGCGGCGGCGGCGGCGGCGGUGGGUGCGGCAAGUGCGACGUCGUCCUCGGCGUCGCCGCCGCGGUGCAACAGCUGUGCGAGCUGAAGGACGUCGAGAUUGCAAAGUUGAAACGCGUCGUCGCGGCGGCGACCGCGGAGAAGAUCUCCGGCGCGAUCGAAGCCGCGAACGAGCUCGCGCGGAACGUCGACGGCGACGGCGAUGAAGAAGAAGCGGGCGAAGAGAAGGCGGACGACGACCUCCCGGACGCGGACGCCGCGGCGGGCGCGGGCGCGGGCGCGGCUUCUUCUUCUUCUUCUUCUUCGACGACGCUCGAACGCGACCGCGCGCGCGCGGCGCUCCGAGACGCGGAGAUGGAAAUCAACAAGCUCGAACGCGAGUUGCGUCUCGCCACCGGGGAGACGGAGGCGCAGCGCGCGGAACGCGACGAGAUCCUCGCGAAGCUCAGAGAAGCGCUCGACAAGGCGGAGGCGCGCGCGCGACGCGCGGAGGCGGAAGCGAUCGGCGCCGCGGAGGCGAAGACGACGCUCGAGAAGAAGCUAAACGCGCUCCAAGACGAGCUCGCGGCGUCCGCCAUAAACGCGCGAUACGCCGAGCGACGUGACGACGCCGAGCGCGCCACCGUCUCCUCCCUCGAGUCCGAGCUCGCGGAGGUAAAGCACGAGCUCCGCUGCGCCGUCGCCAAAUCGGAGGCGUGCGUCGCGAGCUACGUGGAGCGCGAGAGAGAACGCGACGCGGAGACGAGCCGCUCGGUGGUGGCCGCGGAGAAGGACGCGUGGGACGCGCGCGCGGAGGUUACGACGUUGAGGCUUCAGCUCAAGUCGAGCGAGCGCGCGCGCGUCGCCGCGGAGAAGCGCGAACGCGAGCUCGCGGAGGAGACGGAGGAGACGAAGCGGCAGGCGCAUCAGCUGAUGGGGGAGGCGGCGGACGCGAGGCACGACGCCGCGGACGCCGCCACGGCGGCGCGCGCGUCGGCGCGCGAGCUCGUCGCCGCGAAGGAUGAGCUCAUCCGCGUCAACGAAGACCUCGCGGCGGCGUGCGAGGAAAACGCGACGAUACGCGACGACCUCGCGGCGGUGGCGACGGCGGCGGCGAGAGAGGCGGAGGUGGCCGCCGCCGAGGAGAGGGAGAGGGAGAGGGAGAGAGAGAGGGAGACGGAGGAGGACCCGGACCCUGCGACGCCGGAGUGGAAGCGGGCGCGUCGCGCCGCGGAGGCGGAGACCGCCGCGCAGGCCACCGCGGAGCUGCAGCGGCGAUUGGACGACGCCAACGCGCGGCUCACGAAGCUCGCGACGACGAAGGAGUCCGCGGCGAGGACGCUGAAGAACGACCUGGACGUCGCGCGGAGGGCGAGCGAGGACGCGAUGGCCGCGGCGGCGCGCGCGGAGGCGGCGACGGCGGCGGCGCGCGCGGCGGAGGCGGCGGCGAAGCAGGACGCGGCGGCGUCGAAGCUGACGUCGAGAAAACUCCGCGACGAGCUCGACGCCGAGCGCGAGCGGUUCACCGCCGCGCUGCAGACGCACGAGGCGGACGCGGAGAAGAGCGUGGAGACGCUGAAGGACGUGGAAGCGAAGAUGAAACGGCUGGAGGAGCGGUCGCGCGCGGCGGAGCGCGCUCUGGAAGCGUCGAAGGAGAGGACGUCGACGCUCGAACGCGCGCUCGAAGAGACUUCCGCGGAGCUCGUCAUCUCGAGGGACCGCGCGUCGGCCGCCGCGGAGGACGCCGCGGACGCGCAGGCGCACGUCGCGGAGCUCAUGGGCGACGCGAUGCUCGGGAGGGACUUCUCCGCGUCGCCGCCGGCUGAUGACAGCGCGUCGCAGAAGACGAGAAGGACGGCGACGACGACGGCGACGACGACGACGCGCGACGCGUCCUCGAGUCCGCUCGCCGACGAGUUGGCCGCUUCUCCCGCGACACCGCGGACGCCGGAGACGCCGCGCGAGGUGCUCGCGAUGCGCGAAGAGCUCGAGCGCGCGCGCGCCGAGCUCGAGCGCGAGCGACGACGCGCGGAGGAGGCGAGGCUCGAGGCGGAGCAGGUGAAGGUGCUCGCGGCGGCGAUGACGCCGCGGCGGCGGCGGGGCGACGAGGGCGACGACGACGCCCCCAGCCCGUUUCGGAACGCCGCCGCGGCGGCGGCGGCGUCGCUGUCCACGUCCCUCGCGGACGCGGACGUCACGCUGCUGGUCAAGCCGCGCGUGUCGCUGACGUCGUCGUCGCACGCGACGCCGGAGAAGUCCACCGCGCUGACGAUGGAUCGGUCCGUCGUCGCGACAGAGCGCAGCUUUAGCUUUGCCGUCGGCGGCGGCGGCGGGAACGCGAACGCGAACGCGAACGCGAACGCGAACGCUUCCUCCCCGGCGCCGCCGCAGACGGAGGAGAAGGUGCGCCUGCGCCAGCGGCUCAUCGAGUCCGUGUACGAGAUCGAUAAGCUCCGCGCCAAGGUGAGCUCGCUCGAGUCCGAACGCGCGGAGUUGGAGGCGACCGUGCUCGACCUGGACGCCGCCGCCGCCGCCGCCGCCGCGGAGGACGAAGAGAAGUGGAGGUCGACGCGCCGAUCGACGUCGCCGCGGCACCGCGUCGGCGCCGACGCGGACGACACGUCACCCUCGCCCUCAAGCGGCGGUCCCGGCCGGACCCCGCCGCGAGUCCCGGAGUGGGAGAAGGACCGCGCGGAGCUCGUGAAGAAGAUGGCGGCGCAGGCGGAGACGAUCGCGAGGCUGAAAGCGGCGGCGAGACCAGCCGCGGUCGCGACGAACCUCGACGACGCGCUCGUGAUGGACGACGAUCGGGAGCGCGCCGAGGGUGUCGGGAGCGUCGCAGACGACACGCGGAUCGUCGAGUCCUGCGACGACGAAGAGGAGGACGACGCGACGCCGCUGUGCGCGGCGCUCGCGGCCGUGGACGCGACGACCGGGAGCCGCGUCGGCGGCGGCGAUUGCGUCGAUCGCGGCGGCGAUCGCGGCGACGGCAGCCCCUCGGGCACGUUCGCGACGCCGGACGGCGCCUCCGCGCUCGUCGCGAGCGUCGUCUCCUCUUCCGGGGGCGACGGUUUGAACACCGGCGGGAACGGGCGCGAGUGCGUGAACGAGACGACGACGGACGUCGACGGGUCGAACAGCUCGCUGCCGGACGCGGACGCGUGGCUGCGAACGGCGGAGCGAGCGGGACGGGUCGCGGUGGGACUGUCGCGGUUCGCGUCGCCGUCGCCGAAGAAUACUGCUACCGGCGGCGGCGGCGGCGGCGGGUCGAGCUCGAAGGCGUCCAAGUCCAAGUCGAGAUCGACGACGCCGGCGACGCCGCUGGAGAGGAGGGCGUUCUUGCGGUCGGCGAGCAAAGGUCUGCGCGUGACGAUCGAUGAGGACGACGACGAGAAGUAG